Caenorhabditis remanei is the source of this 420-nucleotide messenger RNA. RefSeq lists its product as uncharacterized. The record is from RefSeq and is a predicted model, not a curated record. The transcript has 3 exons. NCBI's taxonomy places the organism in Eukaryota, Metazoa, Nematoda, Chromadorea, Rhabditida, Rhabditidae. The coding region runs from base 1 to 420 and encodes 139 amino acids.
AUGAAUCUACCCAGUUGGUACAAACAAAUCCACGGUCUGGAGAAGGAAUUCGUCUGUCCGACUCAUCCAAAAAUAUGUGGUACAAUGGUUCAAGGAACAUUUGCUGAAAACAAGCUGGAUUUUUGGAAGACUAAGCAAUACCUGCAAAAGUAUCAUCUAUUUUGGUCAAUGAUUAUGCAACUUCAUAAUCAAAGAAACCAAACAAUAAAAGAGAACUAUGGACAAGCCAAGAACCUGGUACGGGAGAGAAAUACCCCAUUGGACUCCCUCCUCUCAUCUCAAAAACUUAUGUUGGAUCUACAUGGUUUCACUGUGAAAGGUGCACUAUGUCAACGAUAUCAAAUCAGCUAUGGAGAACACGGUCACACUGAUCACCGGACAUGGAGAUGGGGUCUCCGACGAUCAAGGCUGAAAUUAUGA